GCCCUCCCCGUCCCCGGGUCUAUAAAGCGGGGAGCGGCGCCCGCCGACGGCCAAUGCGCACGGAGCGCCCGCCCUGCCGCUGCCACCGGACGUCGAGGCGGCGAUGAGACUCCCACUGGCUUUCGCCGUGCUCCUCCUGGCCUCGGCGCGGGCGCUGGCCGAUGAGAUGGGAGCCCCCGACGACCUCAGCUACUGGGCAGACUGGGCUGACGGCGAGCAGGCAAAGGAGGAGCUGCCGCUGCCCCUGGAGCACUUCUUGCAGAGGAUGGCGCGGAGACCCCGGCCCCAGCAGUUCUUCGGCCUCAUGGGCAAGCGGGAUGCCGGAUACGGCCAAAUCUCUCACAAAAGGCAUAAAACAGACUCCUUUGUUGGACUGAUGGGCAAAAGAUCUUUAAAUUCUGAUCAUUAUUCCUGAUAACCUUGGAGCAGGAGGUGAAAGAGCAGAGACCAGCCAUUAACACCACCUCAGUCUGCAGGUCAAGCUGCUAAACAUUCCCAGCCUCUUCCAGCUUUACCUAAAAAUAGCAAAAAGCAUUUUAAGCUUUGAAUAGAUACAAUGAAUUUCUACUGUUUUCCCAUGGCAUCCAUAUAGGGCAGAGUACUCCUCCCUCUUGCACGAUCCCUGAGGGUAAUUCCAGGCUGCCAGGAGCCUCUGCUACAGGGCUGCAGUGAGGAAAUCCCUCACUGUGAACUCUAAAGUGUCAGUUAAUUCCCUAGAACAGGAAUUUAAAAAAAAAAAAAAGGAAAAAAAAACUAAUGCCUAUUUCACGUCUCUGAAAUAGUUCUCGCUGUUUUUGUUAAAUGGAUGAUAAAAGUUAAAUUACUAGCUGACACCUUUAUAUUACUUGGAUACAUGCUGUGAUCUAUAUUCUGCAAUUAUGGUUGUCAGUAACUUUUAUUUUCAAUUAAACCCUGUUCAAACUAGUAAUAUUGCUCUCUGCAUCAUUUUGCAAAUUGCUAUGUAUCAUGAAUAAUUUCGUACAAUUUUAUCUGUGGUGGCAAUAGCUAUUAAAUGCAUAAUACCUGUAAAUAUAUCUGCUAUCAUAAAAGUAAAUAGCCUGGAAGUAACAGACCGGGUUUUCUUUCCAUUGGGAUUACAUUUACAUGAAUACGAGGAUGUAAUAUACAGCAAAUAUUUAAAAAAAAAAAAAAAAAGGCAAAGAUUUGAUUGGUCUAAUUUCAAAAUUGCUGGUAUAGUUAGGAUACUGUUGUGUGAUAUUUAAGUAUUUAUCAGUAACA
This is a messenger RNA of Cygnus olor (mute swan), 1239 nucleotides long. RefSeq names its product tachykinin precursor 1 (gene TAC1). Gene Ontology annotation, biological process: tachykinin receptor signaling pathway. The transcript is spliced from 6 exons. The coding region runs from base 104 to 415 and encodes 103 amino acids. NCBI's taxonomy places the organism in Eukaryota, Metazoa, Chordata, Aves, Anseriformes, Anatidae. The record is from RefSeq and is a predicted model, not a curated record.